CAUAUUGUCAAAAGUCACAAGUAAAUGAUAAUGGGCGCUGUCUGCAAUCAAUAACAUCUAAAACAUGGAAUAAUAGCACAAAAUGGCACACAAACAGUCUCAUCGCAUAAUCAAACUAUAGUGGGAUACCAAAACUGUUUUUCAGCGUAAUAAGUUGAUGAAUUGUCUUGUAGCGAAGGGAGAGGCGUCUGGCUCGUCCGUUGCGGAACGUAAACUAUAACAAAAUGUUCAUUUAAGUUUACAUUGAGUGCCGAGCAAACAAACAAUGAUGAACGUGCCUAGUACCUCGUCAACAGACAGCGUUAUGAAACGCCACAAAUCUAUGGAAUGGUGGUACUUUGGCCCAGUAUUGUUGGCAAUAGUUAUGUUCCUUUUGAUGGGCACAAUCUUCGAGCGUAGGAUCGAAUCUCUCUGGCGAAGAAUUAUUGAACGCCGUCAAGCGCAACUCUCGCAAUUGUCGCAACAAUCUGACCACCAAGAGCUUCCUCUAGCUGAAGGGACCACCAACUCACUGCACACAGUUAAGACUCCGUCACAGCGAACUCUGGCAAGCGGUAAGACCGGCAGCACUUCUGGUGACAAUAACUUACAGCCCAUCGAAACCAGGACCUAAUGUAUACCCGACUGAACAAGAUCAUCCCGAAAUUUCUGGAAUUCCGAGAGGAGAGUCUAGAACCGCAGCUGUAUAGGUAUCAGAUCUGGUUGAGCACUCUGAUACUCAGGAACAACACCCAAGCUAGGUACGAAAUAAUGGAAAGGAACUUUGUCAAGAGAUGCCACGUAAUCGCAGGGAAUUUUAAGGAAUUCUCUAGUCUAUUGUCUAAACUGUUCAAUGUGGUAUAGACUUCUGCAUACGGCUUGGAGUUAAGUACUUCUGAGAAAAUUAGCAAGUGAUAGCAGCCUUCUCAGCGUGUAGAGGCUAAUUUGAGGGAGCAUUAAUUUGGUUUAUUCCAUAAAAUGUUGUUUAUUACUUUAGAUAAAGUGAAAGACAUAAUGGAAUUAGAGCAAAAGCUAGACUUCUUUCAAAGUAGACUACACCUUGAGAGGGAUUCAAUAAAUAUUUUGCAGAUACUCAUAAAA
Messenger RNA from Trichoplusia ni (cabbage looper), 1080 nucleotides. RefSeq lists its product as uncharacterized. The coding region runs from base 266 to 613 and encodes 115 amino acids. The record is from RefSeq and is a predicted model, not a curated record. NCBI's taxonomy places the organism in Eukaryota, Metazoa, Arthropoda, Insecta, Lepidoptera, Noctuidae. The transcript has 4 exons.